AAACCAAUCGGCAGCUUACACUUGUCUCUCUCACUCUUCCGUUUUCGGCUACCCUCAUUUCUCCCGUUCGCCUCUCUGCGCUCUCCUCCUUAUCCAUCCAUGGCAUCCACUUUCAUCACACUCGCUAGACCCUUCUCGUCUCACAAGCCCCACACUCCUUCCCCCAGCAAGAGAUUACUAGGACUUCGCAGUAGUGCACUGAAAAUCAACGCAAUCGCCAAGAAGUGGGAACCCACAAAGGUUGUUCCACAAGCUGAUAGAGUCCUGAUUCGUUUGCAGGAGCUGCCUGAGAAAUCAUCUGGUGGAGUUUUGCUGCCCAAAUCUGCUGUUAAAUUUGAGCGAUACCUUAUGGGGGAGAUUCUCUCUGUUGGUGCUGAUGUUGGGGAAGUUGAGGCUGGGAAGAAGGUUCUUUUCUCAGACAUAAAUGCUUAUGAGGUGGAUUUGGGAACAGAUGGUAGACACUGCUUUUGCAAAGAAAGUGACCUGUUGGCUGUGGUUGAGUAGGGCUCGAGCAUACCGGAAGAGCUUUACAAGAUGGCAGCUCUGUAUUUGUGCUCUUAUCCUUGCAACUUAGGACAAAAAUUUUUGCAGCUUAAUGUGAUCCUCUUGUGCCUUACCUGUUAAACAUCUCUCUUUGCCCUCUCCAGCCAUUGAUAUUUGUUUCUUACCUCCCCCCCUUUUGUUGAGGAGAAAAGAGAAGUCAAUGUUGAUCUUAUUUUCUUUUUCUUUC
Vitis riparia (riverbank grape) is the source of this 730-nucleotide messenger RNA. RefSeq names its product 10 kDa chaperonin 1, chloroplastic. Gene Ontology annotation, cellular component: mitochondrial matrix. NCBI's taxonomy places the organism in Eukaryota, Viridiplantae, Streptophyta, Magnoliopsida, Vitales, Vitaceae. The record is from RefSeq and is a predicted model, not a curated record. The transcript is spliced from 7 exons. Gene Ontology annotation, molecular function: metal ion binding; ATP binding; protein folding chaperone. Bases 100 to 504 code for a protein of 134 amino acids.